AUGGCGCCCCUCCCCCUCCUGCCCUUCCUCCUCCUCCUCCUCCUCCUCCUCGGCCCCGCCCCGGGCCGCCCCUCGGGGGUCCUGGAGCUGCGCGUGCUCUCGGCGCGGGGGGGUCCCGGGGGUCCCUGCGGGGCCCCGCCCCCCCCCUCGUGCCGCCUCCAGUUCCGGCUGUGCCUGCGCCCCCCCGGGGGGCGGGGCUGCGGCCUGGGGGUCGCGCAGAGCCCCCCCGGGCCCCCCCCCGCGCCCGGAGCCCCCCGGAUGCUGCGGCUGCCGCUGGCCUUCCCCUGGCCGGGCAGCGUCUCGCUCGUGGUCGAGUCCUGGCGGCUGGAGGAGAGCGGAGCCCCCGGGCCCCCCCUGCGCCUCGUGGCCCGGGCGGUGUCGAGGCCGCGCCUGAGCCCGGGGGGGCCCUGGCGGGGGGGGGCGGGGGGGGGGCUGCGCUUCGGGGCGCGCCUGCGCUGCCCCUCCCCCCACCCCCGCCCCGCCCCCCGCGGCUGCGCCCCCCCCCGCGGCUGCUGGAGGGACCCCCGGCGGUGUCGGGGGGGUCCCUGCGCCCCCCCCAGCCCCUGCGGCGCCUGCGCGGUGAGUGCGGACCCCCCCCCUCCCCCCCCCAAAACCGGGACCCCCCCCGUGCCCCCGGCCCCGCCCCUCCCGAGGGUCCCGGAGCCCCUUGUGGGGGUCCCGGGGGUCCCCGAUGCCCUCCCGGUGGUCCCGGAGCCCCUCCCGGUGGUCCCGGUGGUCCCGGUGGUCCCGGGGGUCCCGUUCCCGCUGCCGGAGGUGCCGCCCUCCCCCUGCGCCCUCGGGCCCUGCUUCAACGGCGGCGCCUGCGCCCCCGACCCCGGGACCGCCCCCGGGAGCGCCCCCGGGUACAGCUGCCGGUGCCCGCCCGGGUUCCGGGGCUCCAACUGCGAGCGCCGGGCGGAUCGCUGCGAGCCCAGCUACUGCUUGAACGGCGGCCUGUGCCGGGACGCGCAGGGCCUGGCCCCGCUGUGCCGCUGCCCUCCGGGCUUCUCGGGCCGCCGCUGCCAGCACAACGCGGACGACUGCAGCCCGAACCCGUGCGCGCACGGCGGCACCUGCCAGGACGGCGCCAACGCCUUCACCUGCACCUGCACGCUGGGCUUCGCGGGCCCGCGCUGCCGCCGCCGCCACGGCGCCUGCGCGCCCAACCCCUGCGCGCACGGCGGCACGUGCUUCACGCACUUCUCGGGCCCCGUCUGCGCAUGCGCGCGCGGCUUCAUGGGCGAGCGCUGCCAGGAGCGCGCGCCGGGGGCGGCGGCCCCGCCCCCUCCGCCUGGCCCCGCCCCCGGAGCGGGCGCGGGGCGGCCCCGGGGCGCGGCGCCGCUGGCGCUGUGCGCGCUCCCGCUGCUGCUGCUCGCGCCCGGCGUGGGGCUGGCCGUGGCCAGGAGGCGGCGGGGCAGCGGGUGA
This is a messenger RNA of Agelaius phoeniceus (red-winged blackbird), 1425 nucleotides long. The record is from RefSeq and is a predicted model, not a curated record. Lineage: Eukaryota; Metazoa; Chordata; Aves; Passeriformes; Icteridae.